Didymosphaeria variabile is the source of this 1077-nucleotide messenger RNA. RefSeq lists its product as uncharacterized. The record is from RefSeq and is a predicted model, not a curated record. The transcript has 3 exons. NCBI's taxonomy places the organism in Eukaryota, Fungi, Ascomycota, Dothideomycetes, Pleosporales, Didymosphaeriaceae. The coding region runs from base 1 to 1077 and encodes 358 amino acids.
AUGGUCUGGCUGUGUUGGAUCGCGGUUUUGGGGUCGAGAGGUGUUGAGGCGCAGGAUAACGGUGGUGGAAGCGGUGCCUUGUCUGGAAACGCGAAUGCAAAUUUCGGAGGUGGCGGUGGAAGAAAAGGUGGCCAGCAAGGUAGUGACCAGGCGGCGACGAACAACCCGACCGGCGAAGGUGAUGACGAAGAAGCAGCAGAUACUUCGACUUCACCUUCGCCUCCAUCGGAUCUUGCGCCCGUGGCAGCAUCGGCAGCUCUAGCAAGUGCCGAUCCAGAAACCUCGGUGGCUUUGCCAGAAGCAAACACCACUCUGGUUGCAGCGUCUGCAACACCUACGGAAUCCUUCGAGCAGCCUACCAGCGUUGCCGAUGCAUUCCCCCGAGCCUCAAUCUACCUUUGCAACUCUCCAACGUCUUCAAGAACCGUCUACGUGACCUCUGCUGUUCUUCCUCUACCGACUUCUAUACCAGCAGAAGAAGACUCCUCUGCCUCAACACAAGCGACGCAAGCUCCAUCGCUGGACCUUGCACCUCUUCCCGCUUCUUCAGUGAAGCCGCUCAGCCCGGGCGAGAAAGCCGGUGUGGGCGUUGGCAUUACAUUUGCAGUGCUCGUCAUCGCGGGCGCAAUCGCAUACGAACUAUUUCGCCGUCGCAAAAUGAAGGCUCGAGAACGUCGCGGAGGCGAGACUGACAGUCAAGAUCCUGGACCUCCCCGCCGCAAUUUUGCGCUCAAAAGUUUCUUUGGCCCGAACAACAACCACGAGAAAAGGAGCGAUCCCGAAUGGAGCAUUGAGUCCGCGGAGGAGAUGUCCAUCGUCCGCGCUGGGAGCGUAAAGUCUGUGGAAUCGCAGGCGCGGCCCAUAACUCCUCCGCUACCCAGCCUACCGUCUGGGCCGAGAUUUGGGCUUGCAGGUAGCGGGACGGAAGUUGUGAAAGUGGGCAUGACGGUUCCGGAGCGAAAGCCAACCCCAAAACUUGCGGAUAUGGCGCUGAGGAGUAAUCCUCCGGUGUCGCCGAGUUCAUUCCCGAGUCCGCCGCGAGCCGGCAAGACUGGGAGCUGGCCGUUGCCGGAGUAA